This is a messenger RNA of Cimex lectularius (bed bug), 1616 nucleotides long. Its product is annotated as kin of IRRE-like protein 3. The transcript has 6 exons. Bases 8 to 928 code for a protein of 306 amino acids. Gene Ontology annotation, cellular component: neuron projection membrane. NCBI's taxonomy places the organism in Eukaryota, Metazoa, Arthropoda, Insecta, Hemiptera, Cimicidae. Gene Ontology annotation, biological process: synapse organization. The record is from RefSeq and is a predicted model, not a curated record.
UGCUUAUAUGCCCAACGGCGUGAACGCGUUGAGGGGAGCCACUCCGAGGCCGCAGCAAGGAUCCAAAGAGCCCUACUUCGACCCUUCAGCACCUCAGAAUGUCUCCGCACUCAUCGGCAAAUCCGCAUACUUGACGUGCAAAGUGAGAAACAUAGGGAACAGAACGGUUUCUUGGGUUCGACAUCGUGAUAUACACAUACUCACUGUGUCAACAUACACGUACACCUCUGAUCAAAGAUUCAUGGCUUUGCAUCACCCAUUAGAUGACGACUGGACACUUCAAAUCAAAUGGGUACAAAAACGUGAUGCUGGAGUUUACGAGUGUCAAAUUAGCACUCUCCCCGUUCAAGGAUAUUUCAUAAACCUUAACAUUGUGGAACCUGAAACAUCGACAUCUACGACUGACUUUCCAGUUGAUCGUUUCAUUUAUCAGAGAAUGUAUAUGGAUCACAUGUAUAAAGUUCCUACUGCUUCAAUAGUUGGAGGACCAGACAUUUAUGUAAAUUAUGGAAGUACCAUAAAUUUAACUUGCACCAUUAGGCACAGUCCAGAACCUCCAGCAUACAUAUUUUGGUAUUACAGUAAAGAAGAUGAUAACACAUCCACAAACGCACCAUCCACCAAAGGACCAGUAAGGGUUGUGAGUUAUGAUUCUGAAAGAGGUGGAGUGAGUAUUAUAACUGACAAAGGUGAUGUCACUACCAGCCGCCUUUUGAUUACCAAUGCCCUACCGACAGAUGAAGGCCGUUAUUCCUGUAGUCCGUCUAAUGCUGAUAUGGCCACAGUUAGAGUUCAUGUGCUUUCAGGGGAGAGUCCUGCCGCAAUGCAAACAGGAGCAUCGCAAUGGUUAAAAUGCCAUCACGCAUUGACAUUAUUUAUUGCAAUAACAUCGACGUGGACUAAUAUUAUAAGAGUAAUUCGACUAUAAUUCUUUGGGCUAAUUGAUAAAUAAUAUAGUUUUAAUAUUUUGUAAAUUAUUUUAACUGGCUAAGGACACUCACUUUACCCACAUUAUAUGCCAUUAAGGUUCACAGAUUUUCUAUUUUCUAAAUUCUUUGAAUUCCAAAAAACACUUGUUCACGUUGUAUAUGUGAUGUUUAUGACAAUUAGUAAUGAAGUUUUAUUGCAGCUGAUUUAAUUAAUGCGUUAUUGAGAAAUAAAAUUACAAUUUGGUGUAUUUAUUUAGACAAAACCUCUUCAAUUCUGGUUCACUUAAUUAUUAUUAGUAGGAGUAUUUUGUUUUUUAAUUUAGUUUGGGAGAUGGCUACACCUCAAAUGGGUCCUUAGAGUGCAAAUAUAACUUUUAACUUUUGAAGACAAAAUUAUUAAUAUGGUGAAUGUGACUGACAUGCUUAUGUGAACAAAAUAUUUAAUAUAACCUUAUAUUUAUGUAAGUUCAAGUUGAAGAAUAAGCUGAAAAAACAAAUAUUGUUACUUUUAACAAUUCGUGUUAUUGUUAAAUAUACUCAUGAAUUAAGUGUAAUUGUUAGACUACUUAAGAUGAUUUUAUGAAAGCUGAAUCACAAAAUGAACAAGUGAUAGAGAUAUAAAAUGUAAUCAUUUUAUUCUUUUUACUUUAUAAUCAUAUAAGUAAAUAUUUAUAUCAGUAUUAUUAA